Messenger RNA from Gymnodraco acuticeps, 7638 nucleotides. RefSeq names its product death-associated protein kinase 1 (gene dapk1). Gene Ontology annotation, cellular component: cytoplasm; nucleus. Lineage: Eukaryota; Metazoa; Chordata; Actinopteri; Perciformes; Bathydraconidae. The coding region runs from base 312 to 4694 and encodes 1460 amino acids. Gene Ontology annotation, biological process: protein phosphorylation; positive regulation of apoptotic process; intracellular signal transduction. The transcript is spliced from 26 exons. The record is from RefSeq and is a predicted model, not a curated record. Gene Ontology annotation, molecular function: protein serine/threonine kinase activity; protein binding; ATP binding.
GGAGGCUAGCGUGUUUCCCAUGGCUACACCAAGCUUUCACAUGGAGGGGGGGGGUUAGUUUAUUUGCCUUCCUUAUUAGUGGUGACUUAAUUAUUGUUACUAUUAUCUUAAGCAGCUGUUAUUUAGUUCAUUAAUUGAAACGGGUGAAAUAAUAGAGAUAUUAGGGACGGGGAGAGCAGCUCCAGGAGUCGUGACGUCGCCCCGAAGCUCUAACAUGAGGAGGAUUGUUUGGCUGUAACCCUGCCCAGACCGGAGGCUGCUGGUAGGGAUGGUGCCGCUGUGAAGAGCCGGGGUGCCGUUUUUCCGAGGACAUGCCUGCGGUCGGUGGAAAAGGGAGGAAGUGCCUGGACAACAUGACUGUUUUCAACCAAGAAAAUGUUGAGGAAUUUUACGUUAUUGGAGACGAGCUGGGGAGUGGACAGUUUGCCGUGGUCAGAAGAUGUCGACACAGGAAUACGGGUGUGGAGUACGCUGCCAAAUCCAUCAAGAAACGACGCAGCAAGUCGAGUCGCCGGGGGGUGACGAGGGAAGACAUCGAGCGUGAGGUGAACAUCCUGAAGGACAUCCAGCACCCCAACGUCAUCACGCUCCAUGAAGUCUUUGAAAACAAGGCAGAGGUCAUCCUGAUCCUCGAGCUCGUGGCCGGCGGUGAGCUCUUCGACUUCCUGGCAGAGAAGGAGUCGCUGAGCGAGGAGGAAGCCACUCAGUUCCUCAAGCAGAUCCUGGAUGGAGUCUUCUACCUGCACGCCAAACAGAUCGCUCACUUUGACCUUAAGCCGGAGAACAUCAUGCUGCUGCACCGCUCAGUGCCUCACCCGCGCAUCAAGAUCAUCGACUUCGGCCUGGCCCACAAGAUAGAUUUUGGCAAUGAUUUUAAAAACAUCUUUGGGACUCCAGAAUUUGUAGCUCCAGAGGUAGUCAACUAUGAACCUCUGGGCCUGGAGGCUGACAUGUGGAGUGUUGGUGUGAUAACCUACAUCCUUCUGAGCGGUGCGUCUCCCUUCCUGGGGGACAACAAGCAGGAGACUCUGGCCAACGUGUCGGCGGUGGACUACACGUUCGACGAGGAGUUCUUCAGCAGCACCAGCAUCCUGGCCAAAGACUUCAUCACAAGGCUCCUUGUAAAAGACCCCAAAAAGAGAAUGACGAUUCAGGACAGCCUCCUGCACCCCUGGAUCAAGCCAAAAGACACCCAACAAGCACUGAGCAGGAAGGAGUCGGCUGUCAACAUGGAGAAGUUCAAGAAGUUUGCAGCUCGAAGAAAAUGGAAACAAUCCGUCCGACUUAUCUCCUUAUGCAACCGCCUGUCACGCUCCUUCCUGUCCAGAAGCAACAUGAGUGUGGCGCGCAGUGAAGACACUUUGGACGAGGAAGACUCCUUUGUGAUGAAGGCCAUCAUCCACGCCAUAAACGACGACAACGUGCCCGGCCUGCAGCAUCUGCUCAGCUCCCUGAACAGUUACGACGUCAACCAGCCCAACAAGCACGGGACACCUCCCCUUCUGAUUGCCGCCGGCUGUGGAAACGUCCAGAUCAUUGAGGUGCUGAUGAGGAAAGGUGCAGAGAUCCAGGCCAAUGACAAGAGUGGAGCCAACGCUAUCUACUACGCAGCGAGACACGGCCACGUGGAGACCCUGAAAUUCCUCCAUGAAAAGAAAUGUCCUCUGGAUGUCCAAGAUAAGUCAGGGGAGACUGCUCUUCACGUGGCGGCGCGCUAUGGCAACGUGGAUGUGGUGAGCUAUCUGUGCACCAUCCGAGCCAACCCUGACCUUUCUGACCGGGAGCAGGAGACCCCGCUGCAUUGCGCCUCGUGGCACGGAUACUCCCCAGUUGCUCGUGCUCUCUGCCAGGCAGGCUGCCACGUGGACGCAAAGAACCGCGAGGGGGAGAGUCCGCUGCUGACAGCCUCUGCUCGGGGCUUUGCAGACAUAGUGGAGUGCCUGGUGGAGCACAAGGCCGAUCUAGGGGCGACAGACAAGGACGGCCACACAGCGCUCCACCUGGCCGUACGGAGGUGUCAGGUUGACGUGGUCCGCUGCCUCCUCAGACACCACUGCCACCUGGACCAGCAGGAUCGCCAUGGCAACACGCCGCUGCACAUUGCAUGUAAGGACGGGAACCUGCCCGUUGUCACGGCGAUAUGCAGCGCCAAAGCUGGCCUCGACCUCCCCAAUAAGUAUGGCAGAACUCCCCUCCACCUGGCGGCGAACAACGGGAGCCUUGAGGUUGUCCGUCAUCUCUGCCUUGCUGGAGCUAGCAUUGACGCCGUGACCAACGAUGGAAAGACAGCAGAGGAUUUGGCUCAUGCUGACCAACAUGAACUCAUCGUUUCUCUAUUGGGAAAGCUUAAAAAGGACAACCACAAGCUAAGCUACAUCCAGCAGCUGCGGCCCACUCAGACCGUGCAGCCCAGGAUCAAGCUGAAGCUGUUCGGAAACUCCGGAGCCGGGAAGAGCACUCUGUUGGAGUCUCUGAAAUGUGGCAUCCUGCGCAGCUUCUUCAGGAGGAAGAGGACACGCAUGACCAAUACAAACCGCCACCCAAACUCCCCGGUCCACUCCAAACCUGCCGUGUCGGUGAGCAUUUCCAACCUGUACCCGGGCUGUGAGAAUGUGAGCGUGCGGAGUCGCAGCAUGAUGUUCGAGCCCAGCCUGACCAAAGGGGUCCUGGAGGUGUUCUCCCCGGUCCACAACGCUCUGUCCACAGCUGACGACCAAGCUACAAAGGCCAUCGACAUCCAGUACAGCAACAUCCACGGUGUGGGGGAGUUCAGUGUGUGGGAGUUUUCGGGGAACCCGGUUUAUUACUGCUCCUACGACUACUUUGCUGCCAACGACGCCACGGCGAUCCACCUGGUCCUGUUCUCUCUGGAGGAGCCGUACGAGACCCAGCUGGGACACAUCACCUACUGGCUGAACCUGCUCAAAGCCCUCAGCCUGCCGCAGGACAACAUCGCUUUCGGAGGUCGGACCCAGCAGCCUCUUGCAGUCGUUCUCGUGGCGACGCACGCCGACCUCGCAGACGUCCCCAGAGCGAUCUCCGGAGAGUUCACCUACGACAAGGAGAAAGCUCUGGUCAAGGAAGUCAGGAACAGAUUUGGGGUGGACAUGGAGAUCAGUGAGCAACUGUUUGUGAUGGACGCCGGGGCCUCAAACUCCAAAGACGUGAAGCUGCUGAGGAUUCACCUGCAGGAGCUCCGUGCCAGCAUCAUCUCUAGCUGUAGUCCCAUGACGCUGCUGUCGGAGCGGCUGCUCGCCACCCUGCCGACCUGGAGGAAGCUGAGUGGUCCCAACCAGCUGACGUCAUGGCAACAGUUUGUCAGCGACGUGCAGGAGCACAUCAACCCUCUGGUCAGCCAGGAUCACCUCCGCACGCUGGCCAUGCAGCUGCACAGCAUGGGGGAGAUCAACAUCAUGCAGAGUGAGACGGUGCAGGAUGUGGUCCUGCUGGAGCCUCGUUGGCUCUGCAGCCACGUCAUCGGCAAGCUUCUCUCCAUCGAGACGCCCAAGGCCAUCCACCACUACAGGGGGCGCUACAGGCUGGAGGAGGUGCAGGCUCUGGCUCCUGAGAGCGACGUGGACGAGCUGCUGCAGAUCCUGGACGCCAUGGACGUGUGCGCCCGCGACGCCACCAACCCCGCCAUGGUGGACGUUCCCGCUCUCAUCAAGACCAACGGCCUCCACCGCUCCUGGACCGAAGAAGAGGAGGAGGAGGAGUCGCUGAUUUACGGCGGCGUGCGUCUCGUCCCUGCGGAGCACCUCACCCCCUUCCCCUGUGGCCUGUUUCACAAACUGCAGGUGAACCUGUGUCGCUGGAGCCACCAGCAGAAGCCCGAGGAGGAGGGGGGGGAGAAUUUAGACGGCGAUAUCCACCUGUGGACCAACGGAGCCAAGGUGAGCCAGGGAGGAGUGGAGGCCAUGAUCCUGCUGGUCAACCACGGCCAGGGGGUGGAGAUUCAGGUGCGUGGGCACGAGUCUGAGCGGGCCAAGUGCUACACCCUGUUGGACACCGCCUGUAGUAUAACGGAGAACCUGCUGGCCUCCACGCUCCCCGGACUGCUCACAGCCAAAUACUACCUGAGUCCUCAGCAGCUGCGGGAGCACCACGCCCCCAUGAUGAUCUACCAACCCAAAGAUUUCCUCCGUGCACAAGUCCAGCGGGAGUCCUCGCUCACCAACACUAUGGGCGGCUACCGAGAGAGCUUCAGCAGCAUCCUGUCUUUCGGCUGCGCUGAGGUCUACCAGCAGGGGACUCUGGGAACAGACAUCCACAUAUCAGACGUCCCCCUGCUGGCCCGCAGGAAGCUCUGCCGCAUGCUGGACCCUCCUGACGCUCUGGGGAAAGACUGGUGCCUGCUGGCCAUGAACCUCGGCCUCACAGAGUUGGUGGCCAAACACAGCAACGGGACUCCCAAUGGCGCCUCUGAGCUAGACUCGGAGCAGGACUCCCAGCAGGCCUUGCUGCAGCCCAGCCCGACGGCGGCGCUGCUGCAGGAGUGGAGCGGGCGAGCGGACAGCACAGUGGGCGUGCUGAUGGCCAAACUGAGGGAGCUCGGCCGCAGGGAUGUCGCCGACUUCCUGCUCAAAGCUUCUCCUGUUUUCAGGGUCAACAUGGAAGCGCUGGCCAACGGCUACCCCCCCAUCUGCAACGGCGGCACGUCGUACAACUCCAUCAGCUCCGUCAUCUCCCGCUGAACUGAGCGGGGCCGGCUCUCCGUCCUCACCCAAACUGCGGAUUGUGUUUAACUUGACGUUUUCCCCCUGAAACAGGACUCGUGUGUGAAUGAACAUGAAGUGCAAUCGUUCAGCUGCUCGCUCCUUAAUCACUCCAUUAAGUUGCCGUGGGAACCAGAUGUCGUGUUUGUGCUCUCCACACCUGUAUAGCUGACCUUCCACUAUGAAUGUUGUGAAAGAGCUGAUUGUCCUGAGCUCCAAAGAAGAACCCUGUGAUUUCAUUCAGUUUCUUAAUCUUGUCGUGCUGCUUUUUAAACUCCCUUCUGCUCUACUGCACACUUAGGACUCACUCGGCUACAUUUAUAAGCUAUCAACUCUGUGAAGGGAUGAUUUUAAAAGAUGGCCGCCUCAUGUUCGGACCUUCCGUUUUUACUCACUCCAUCAGUCAUAGUUACAACAAAUAAUAUUAUUCUUUCCUUCCUACUUAUUUGUUGUUUUGUGACAUUUGAACCGUUCAGCUUAGUGUUUAAUAAAUGAAAAGCAUUUAGUCAGUGUGCCUUUGUGGCCUUCUACCUCCCUAAAGAGCACAAAUAGUCUUGUUAUUAUAAAAUAGCCCAACAUUUAAAGAACUGUGCCUUGUUGACACUAAUAGGAACAUUUCAAUCAAGUUUUUAAAUGAAACAUCCUACAUUUCAGACUUGUAAAAUGGUUAUUUAAUAAAGAAAAAAGAAAGCUAGGCUCAUUUUACAAUUACAUUUUGCCGGCAUUAAAAAAGCUGAAAUCAGAUAUCUUGCUGUUUUCUCUUUAGUGUUUGGGAGUCGCUGUCGAGAUCUAACCUUUUCUAAGAGUCUGAAGAGACGAUGUGGGGUCCUUCCUGUUUAAUGGAUGCUUUUGUGGGUUCCUACAGAUCAGCUUUGUGCUGACAAUUUAUUGUAACGGUCGCAUAAUCGCCUAAGAAACGUCCUUAAAAGAACAAUUUCAUAUGAACUAUAGUGUGACAAACUUGUUUUUAGUUGUCUUUCUUUUCCCUUGAAAGACUAUUCUGUUCAAACUGGAAGAUAAAUCUAAUUGCCCUUUUGAGCUAAUGUUCAGUUAUUAUCUUUAGUUUCUCCACCAGCAGGUAAGAGUUCAAUCUUCACUAAUCUGUUUUUUCAAUUGAUUAAAAACCCAAAGAUUUCUACCGUACAAGACGAAGAACACCAGCAAAUAUGUUUCUGUAGCCAGAACCAGUGACUUUUGGGAAAUGAGUUUUAACAUUUUGUUUAGGUUAUCGAAACGUGUCCUCGUCUGCUUACUGAUUUAUGUUUUGGUAUGUUUGUGACUUUCCAUCCAAAACAGGCUUUAGAUAAGUUUGUGUUUCUUUUGAGGGAUCGCCGUUACUACACAUGUUCCUAUCAUUAUUACCAAAUGACAAAGACAGUUAUUUCCAGGAACCUUUCAAAGAGUUUACAGUAGAAUAUCUGCCUUAUUGGACAUUUUAACCAACUAUGGAAGCUGUAAAAUAAAUUGUUCCUAUAAAUGUUUUCACUUACAAGUCUGCUCAUGUUCAGUGCACAGAAAGGGACCUUUAGCCAUUUUGAACAGGGAAGAUUUCCCCCCUAAGUGCAUUGUCUUAUUGAAGGGUAUUGGGCCUUCUACCACCUAAAUGUAUUUGCUGUAAAGGUAAAGAGACAUUUUAAAUCCUAAUGGAGCAGACACUGCUCAUCUUCCUUUACUUUAAAUAGAGUGCCACCACAAUGAUGGAAACAAAUAAAUAGAAGUUCAUGUUUUCUACUAAAAGGUCAUUUAUUAAACCCAGUAAACACACCUGACACGGCACCUUUGUGAUGCUGCCUCAUCAACGUGAAGUAACCGUCCAGUGUCAGAUUAGUAAAGGUACAUUUGAGCGUGGCUUCACAUCUCCUUUCACUUUUGUCUUUUUAUAACCUGAAGCUGCGGCCCGGCUCGGUCAGCAAAAGCAAAGUAAAAGAUGGAAUAAAGUUAGUAUUGUUAGCUGUAGAAAGGGCCAGAGGCUGCUGGUGACAGAAAUGUCGUAUCGGUGUAAGCUGGGCGUUUUAUAAUGUUUGUGAUCAGAAAACAUUUUCAUGUGUUGAUGUUUUUGGAAAAGAGUCUUUCAUUCUUAAAAAGAUGUCAAUACUGUGUGGCCCUUUUUCAGGACACUGUCACAAGUUGGUAGUAAACAGUUGCGCUGACGUGCCAGAGUGCAGUAUUUCCUGUCCGCUUUACUUUCCCAGUGUUACUGUCUGUUUUGCAGAGAUAAUGCUUUGAAUACUUUUUCAAAUAUAGUACUUCUCUAACUUUAUUUGUCUGGGCCUGAACUUGCCAAUCCACGCAGCAAUAUUUCCAGCUGUGAUGUAAAUACUCCCGGCCUGGUUCUUCACUUCCCUUUUCACCCUCUUGGCCUCAAUUAGUUGAUUCCAAUUUCAACAAGGCAAACUGAAUGUACUGCACAUCGCUCCUAAGAAUAUAAAAACGAAUCAAAGAUAUGCUACAAAUGUGCAAAAUGUACAAAUGUGAUUAAAUGUCCCAAACUGGUCAGACACAUAUUUAUACUUACUUUAUUUUUCUUUAAAAAGUUUGCCAAUGCUGUGUGCCUAAAACACACUCGUUAAUUCCUCUUAUAACUUUGUACAGUAUACAAGCGGAGAAGUCAUGUUUCAGAAAGGGAAGUGAAUAUUAUGUUUUUGUAAAAGCUGGGAAUCACUAUAUUAUUAUGAGCUUUGUCUUUAUUUCCAUAUGGUUCAGACAUAAAUGAGUGGAUUCAAAAGUAUUUGUCUGUAUGUUUUUGUUUGAUGCUUAUUCUCCCACCUUCAGAGACUGCGGUCUAAUCGCCACAUUGCACACAUUGUCUUUUUGUCGCUAUUUAUGUUACGUUAUUUUAGCAUGUCUUGGAAUGCCAUGUUGUUAGUACUUCUGACACUUUAUAGUGUAAUACAUUUUAUAAUAAAUUCUUUACCUAACGUCA